Elaeis guineensis (African oil palm) is the source of this 5120-nucleotide messenger RNA. NCBI's taxonomy places the organism in Eukaryota, Viridiplantae, Streptophyta, Magnoliopsida, Arecales, Arecaceae. The record is from RefSeq and is a predicted model, not a curated record.
UUAAGUGUCAGGAUAGUAACAAAUUGGAUAUGAGUGGAAUAGGCUAUCAUUGAUACUUUCUCCAUGUCUAUCUUGGAACAGCAUUGAAAGAGCUAGAUGAGGUGGAUUAGAUGGAUUGAACCAGAUAAAGACAUAAUUUUUUUGAUGUAGAUCGGAUCAAAUCCGUCCUAUUAAAAUUGGGUAGGUAGCUGAUGUGAUGCAGUAAAUUACCAUCCCCAUUAAGAACCCUAGAAGAGCAUCAACGUUAUAUAGAUCACGGCAAUAACACAAUUUCAAGUUACGUCCUGCGUUCCCCUCUCUUGGGAGACAUCCGAUAAAACCCGGUGCCAUUCUUUGCUCGCGCUUCCGACAGAGACCAUAGCGACAUGCCUCCCAAGAGGAGGCAGCAGCAAAAGGCGAAAGCCAAAUCGGACGCGAAACCCGCUCCGAAGCUCCAGAUAUCGGCGGAUAACGAGCGCCGCCUCCGCCGCCUGCUCCUGAAUACCGAGAGGCCGGCACCGCCGCCGGCGGCGGCCCCCGCCCCUGCUGACACCGCUUCGAGAGCUCAGAAGGCGAAGAGGCUCCGAAGCAUCUACGACAAGCUCUCGCUCGAAGGCUUCUCUUCCGAUCAAAUCGAACAGGCUCUCUCUGCUCUCAAGGAGGGUGCAACGUUUGAGACUGCUCUAGACUGGUUAUGCUUUAAUAUUCCUGGAAAUGAGCUUCCUCUGAAGUUUUCAAGUGGGGUUUCUUCAUCUACUCACGAAGGGGCAGAACGAUCAGUUAAAAUCAUAUCUACAGCUCGGGAUGAUUGGGUUCCUCAGCAACGUCUACCAGAUGAAACAAAAAAAGGCAUGCCUGGAGUUUCUAUUGUAAUUAAAGCACAACGUAGUGAGGAGUCUCUAGAUCUGGGAAAAUCAUCACAUAAGGACUGGAUACGACAAUACAUGGAACAACAGGAAGACAAGGAACAACAGGAAGAUGAGGAACAGCAGAAACAGGAGGAUGAUCCGAACUCUCGUGCUGCUUCCAUUGCUAAAGAAUACCAUCAUGCAAUGUUGGGAGCUGUAGAAGCUAAACGGAAAGGAGACAAGAAAAGUCAGGACCAGUUUGGGAAGAUUAUCAGCAAACUCAAGCAGGAAUUAUCUAUACUAGGACUAUCCCAUGACAUUUUGAUGUCAGGGCCGCAGGAUGGGUUUUCUUAUAGAUCUUCAGAGGAAAUAUCAUGUGAUUCCACAACCUGGGUAUCCAAUGAUUCAAAAACACAAGAUAGUGCAGGUGAUCAAGUAGAUUUUGCUGCAGAUGAAAGCAAACAAAUAGUCAAUACAAAUAUAAGUGAAAGCUUUAGUUUGAAGGAAAUUAAGCAUGCCAGUGGUCAUCGGGAUAAAGCUGUUAGUGAGGAUGGUGAAAGCAACGAGGAACAGGAGUUAGAACUUGAUAAUCUAUUUUCCGAAGAUUUGUCUUCUGGUGCAGCAUUACCCACAGAAUUCAUGACACAACAGAAGAAUGAUAAAUUGCCACAAUUUAUAUAUGGGCAUAGUUUAGGGAAUAUUGAUGAAAUAUGGAAGAAGGGAGACCCAGGAAGAAUCCCUAAGGCCAUUCUGCAAAAGUUGUGCCAGAAACUAGGUUGGGAACCACCCAAAUACGGUAAAUUAUCUGAAAAAGGCGACAAGUUCCUAUAUUCUGUUAGUGUAUUGCGUACAGCAACCGGCCGAGGUAAGAGCCGGAAGGCUGGAGGUUUGAUUACCAUCCAACCACCCAAUCUGGAUGAAGCCUUUGGUUUUGUUGAGGAUGCACAGAAUAAAGUAGCAGCUUUUGCCCUUUGCCAACUUUUUCCGGAUCUUCCACUUUCCCAAAUGCUUAGAGAACCAUACUCUUCAUUUGUUUCAAAAUGGCAGAAAGAUGAACUCUCAACCAAACUGGAAGAUAGCGAGGAUAUUCGUAGAGCAGGCUUCGUUGAUUCAUUAUUGAAUGUUGAUACAUCGCAGCCAAUGAUUUCCAUGGAUUCCAAUAUUCUUUCUGAUGGUGAAAAUAUGAUAGAACCCCAAAAGUUAGAAGGAGCUUGUGAUGAUCCCUCUGGAAAAGGAAUGGAUUCUACUGAAGAAGCAGCAAGCAUUUAUUUGCAAAAAGAACUAGAGAGUAAAAUGAAGCUGCCGAAAUACAUGAAAAUGCUGGAAGCUAGGGCUGCUCUACCCAUAGCUAAGCUGAAGGAUAAUUUCCUACAUUUGCUAAAGGACAAUGAUGUGAUUGUUGUUUGCGGGGAAACAGGUUGUGGUAAAACGACACAGGUUCCGCAAUUUAUUUUGGAUGACAUGAUUAACUCGGGGCUAGGUGGAUGUUGUAACAUAGUGUGCACACAACCCAGGAGAUUAGCAGCCAUCUCUGUGGCAGAAAGAGUGUCAGAUGAGCGAUGCGAGUCCUCACCUGGUAGUAAUGAUUCAUUAGUUGGUUAUCAAGUUCGCCUUGAUAGUGCCAGGAAUGAGAAAACAAGACUUCUCUUUUGUACCACAGGCAUCCUUCUUAGAAAGUUGGCAGGAAAUAAGGACUUGGCUGGUAUCACACAUGUCAUAGUUGAUGAAGUACAUGAACGAUCUCUUUUGGGGGACUUUUUGCUCAUUGUUCUGAAAGACCUGAUUGGGAGGCAAGCUUCUCAUAGAAGGCAAAAAUUGAAAGUGGUUCUCAUGUCUGCAACAGUCGAUUCGAGUUUGUUUUCGAGGUAUUUUGGAGAUUGCCCUGUAAUCACUGCGGAAGGGAGAACACAUCCUGUUUCAACUUACUUUCUCGAGGAUGUUUAUGAAAAACUUGAAUAUCAUCUUCCUUCAGAUUCUCCUGCAUCAGGAACAUUUUUGAUGCCGAAUAAAGGAAAGCCUGGUAGCAGUUCUGUGGAUAACCGCAGAGGAAAGAAGAAUCUUGUUUUAUCUUCCUGGGGUGAUGAAUCUCUACUUUUUGAAGACUAUGUUAAUCCCUGUUAUAUUCCAGAUUUUUUUGAGUGCUACAGUGAGCAAACACGUCAGAAUCUAAAACGCUUAAACGAAGAUGUGAUUGAUUUCGAUGUUCUUGAAGAUUUGAUAUCCUAUAUCGAUGAAAAUUAUCCACCGGGGGCCAUUCUUGUCUUUCUUCCUGGUGUUGCAGAAAUUGACUUGCUGGUUGAUAAAUUAACAGCUUCAUUCCGGUUUGGUGGAGUGUCAUCUGAUUGGGUUCUUCCUUUGCAUUCAUCUCUUGCAUCAACAGACCAAAGAAAGGUGUUUGUGUCCCCACCUCAAAAUAUACGCAAGGUAAUUGUUGCCACAGAUAUUGCAGAGACCAGCAUAACAAUAGAUGAUGUGGUUUAUGUGGUUGACACUGGGAGGCACAAAGAGAACCGUUACAAUCCACAUAAGAAAAUGUCAAGCAUCGUGGAGGACUGGAUAUCUUGGGCAAAUGCAAAGCAACGCCGAGGAAGAGCUGGACGUGUGAAACCUGGAAUAUGCUUUUGCUUGUAUACUCGCUAUAGAUUCGAAAAACUCAUGCGCCCCUUUCAGGUACCUGAAAUGUUGCGGAUGCCAUUGACUGAGUUGUGUCUACAAAUAAAAUCACUUUCUUUAGGAGAUAUAAAAUCCUUUUUACUAAAGGCUAUAGAAACCCCACGUGAAGAUGUUAUUUCCUCUGCAAUUGACUUACUAUAUAAGGUUGGAGCCUUUCAAGGAGAUGAGGUAUUGUCACCUCUUGGAUAUCAUUUGGCAAAACUGCCUGUGGAUGUUUUGAUUGGGAAGAUGAUGUUGUAUGGUGCAGUAUUUGGUUGCCUAUCACCAAUUCUUUCGAUUGCAGCAUUUUUGAGUUACAAGUUUCCGUUCGUCUAUCCCAAAGAUGAGAAACAAUAUGUGGAGAGAGCAAAAUCAGCAUUGUUGAGUGAAAGCUUGGACAAUAUACUUGCUUCCAAUGAAGAAAACAAAGAAUCAGACCACUUGUUAAUGGUUGUUGCCUACAAUAAAUGGGCCAGGAUUCUGCGUGAGAACGGGGCAAAAGCUGCUCAGCGUUUUUGUCGUUCAUACUUCUUAAAUAGCUCUGUUAUGUAUAUGAUAAGGGACAUGCGUAUUCAAUUUGGAAGUUUAUUAGCAGACAUUGGACUCAUCAAUCUCCCAAAACUUACUAUGAGCGAUGGUAGAAGGAAAGACAAGCUUGAUAGUUGGUUUGCUGAUAUGUCUCAGCCAUUCAAUAUGUAUGCAUGCCAUUCUUCAGUUAUUAAGUCAAUUGUAUGUGCAGGUCUCUAUCCCAAUGUGGCUGCAACUAGAGAAGGUAUUGUUGGAGCAUCUUUAAGUGACAGUAAAGCACCAUACAGUAGCCCUGCUGUGAAGGAUCGUCCUAUAUGGUCUGAUGGAAGACGAGAAGUUCACAUACAUCCUUCCUCUGUGAAUCAUAAUGCGAAAGGUUUUCAGUAUCCAUUUCUUGCCUUCCUUGAAAAGGUUGAGACCAGCAAGGUGUUCCUUCGAGAUACUACCAUCAUCUCUCCUUACUCUAUUCUUCUGUUUGGUGGCUCCAUGGUUAUCCAACAUCAGACAGGACUGGUCAUUAUAGACGGCUGGUUAAAACUUACUGCCCCAGCACAGAUUGCUGUUCUUUUUAAGGAACUCCGCGUGACGCUCCAUGCUGUUCUAAAGGAACUUAUCAGCAAGCCAGAGAGGGCUACCUUUGUCAACAAUGAAGUGGUGAAAUCUAUUGUUCAUCUGUUGCUAGAGGAAGAUAAAGCUCAACAAUCUCUACAUUGAGGCUCUGGACGGGCAAUUUAGAGCUGGAAAAGUCAGCAUGCUUUUGCUGUUGCCGUAAUGUAAAAAAUCAGAGAAACAUUAUACUUAGGGAGGUCAUUCCGUUCCUGGCCAAGCAGAAAGAUGUAAACUUACCGAAACUUCUAAUCCAGCCGUUAGAGGAGUUCGGUGAUAUACACGGUGAACAAGUUCCUUGACAAGCUGGCUGGUUCUGCUGUAAACUAAAGAAAAGAGGUAUCGGAGAAAAAGGUGAUGGUAUUGGAAAUUCUGUUAUUUAAAUUGAUGUACGCAUUUCAUGGACGGAUAUAGAACUUCAACUGCUGUAGAAUCUCAAUGAAGAAAAGGCCUCUCACUAAACAUUUAAUUAUAAAAACAUUUGUUAUUAGAUAAAUUUGGAUCCAA